AGGACGAAGUCUUCAGGCUGGCCACCUCCCUCGGGAACCUGGGGCUUGAACCAGGUACCACCCUAUGGAUGGGAGAUGACUGCGAACCGGGAUGGCCGGGACUGCUUCAUCAAUCACAUGACACAGGCCAUCCCCUUUGAUGACCCUCGGUUGGAGAGCUACCAAAUCGUCCCUCCGGCCCCACGGAGUGUGGAGAUGAGGAGGGACCCCGUGCUGGGGUUUGGUUUUGUGGCGGGGAGUGAAAAGCCAGUAGUCGUUCGCUCUGUAACACCAGGUGGCCCCUCCGAAGUCAAGCUGAUUCCGGGAGAUCAGAUUGUAAUGAUUAAUGAUGAGCCUGUCAGCGCUGCGCCGAGGGAGCGGGUCAUCGACCUGGUCAGAAGCUGCAAAGAAUCAAUCCUCCUCACUGUCAUUCAGCCUUACCCUUCUCUCAAAUCAGCAUUUAUUAGUGCUGCAAAAAAGGCAAGAUUAAAGUCCAAUCCAGUCAAAGUGCGAUUCUCCGAGGAGGUCAUCAUCAAUGGCCAAGUGUCGGAAACUGUUAAGGAUAAUUCACUUCUUUUUAUGCCAAAUGUUUUGAAAGUGUAUCUGGAAAAUGGGCAGACCAAAUCAUUUCGCUUUGACUGCAGCACCUCCGUAAAGGAUGUCAUCUUAACUCUUCAAGAGAAGCUCUCCAUCAAAGGCAUCGAACACUUCUCCCUCAUGCUGGAGCAGAGGACGGAAGGGGCCGGAACCAAGCUGCUGUUGCUUCAUGAACAGGAGACUCUAACUCAGGUGACACAGCGGCCCAGCUCCCAUAAGAUGAAGUGUCUUUUCCGCAUUAGCUUUGUCCCGAAGGAUCCAAUUGACCUUUUACGGAGAGAUCCAGUUGCUUUCGAGUAUCUCUACGUUCAGAGUUGUAACGACGUGGUUCAGGAGCGAUUUGGGCCCGAGCUGAAAUACGACAUAGCCCUGCGGCUGGCAGCCUUGCAAAUGUACAUCGCAACCGUCACCACCAAGCAAACACAGAAAAUCUCCCUCAAAUACAUCGAAAAAGAAUGGGGAUUAGAGACUUUUCUUCCCUCUGCUGUGCUGCAAAGCAUGAAAGAGAAGAACAUAAAGAAAGCACUUUCACACCUUGUCAAAGCAAAUCAAAACUUGGUACCACCGGGUAAAAAGCUCUCUGCACUGCAAGCCAAGGUCCAUUAUCUCAAGUUCCUCAGUGAUCUUCGACUGUACGGGGGUCGCGUGUUCAAGGCAACAUUAGUGCAGGCAGAAAAGCGCUCAGGAGUGACUCUUCUGGUGGGGCCCCGAUAUGGCAUAAGCCAUGUCAUAAACACCAAAACCAAUCUGGUGGCUCUUUUAGCUGACUUCAGCCACGUCAAAAGGAUCGAGAUGUUUACCGAGGAAGAAAGCUUGGUGAGGGUAGAGCUCCAUGUGUUGGAUGUGAAGCCCAUCACGCUCCUGAUGGAAUCAUCAGAUGCCAUGAACCUGGCCUGCUUAACCGCUGGCUACUACCGGCUACUUGUGGAUUCCAGGAGGUCAAUAUUUAACAUGGCCAAUAAGAAAAACACAGGGACCCAGGAAACAGUGGACACCCAGUAAAUGUGGCUGAUGGACAGACACUAGCAUUCAAACCAGAGCUGCUGACCCAUGACAAACUUAGAAUUAUGGGGCGCCAGGGUGGCUCAGUCGGUUGAGCGCCCGACUUCGGCUCAGGUCACGAUCUUGCAGUUCGUGAGUUCGAGCCCCACAUUGGACUCGCUGCUGUCAUCAUGAAGCCCGCUUCGGAUCCCUCUGUCCGCCCACCCUCCCUCUGCCCCU
Molecule: messenger RNA, 1797 nt
Organism: Neofelis nebulosa (Clouded leopard)
Lineage: Eukaryota; Metazoa; Chordata; Mammalia; Carnivora; Felidae
Product: FERM and PDZ domain-containing protein 4-like
Exons: 1
Coding region: 76-1578 (500 amino acids)
Cellular component (GO): cytoskeleton
Molecular function (GO): protein binding
Source: RefSeq, a predicted model, not a curated record